GCCCGGCCGCGCGGCUCCCGAUCCUCCUGCGCCUGUGCGACGGCGGCGCGUGCGGCUGCUCGGCUCUCCCGGCUGCCUGUGCCGCCAGCAUGGAGACUCGCCGAGUCCUGCGAAAGGACCUCCGCGGGAAGAAUGUAAAGAAAUUCAGAUAUAUGAAGUUGAUUUCCAUGGAAACCUCGUCCUCCUCUGAUGACAGUUGUGACAGCUUUGCUUCUGAUAAUUUUGCAAACACGAAACCUAAAUUCAGGUCAGAUAUCAGUGAAGAACUGGCACAUGUUUUUUAUGAGGACUCUGAUAAUGAAUCUUUCUGCGGCUUUUCAGAAAGUGAGGUGCAAGAUGUGUUAGACCAUUGUGGAUUUUUACAGAAACCGAGGCCAGCUGGCACUAGUGAACUGGCCAGUAUUUUUCAUGCCGACUCUGAUGAUGAAUCAUUUUGCGGUUUCUCAGAGAGUGAGAUACAAGAUGGAAUGAGACUGCGGUCGGGCCGCGAGCGCUGUGGGACCCGGAGCCAGGGCAGACGCCCUGGACCGCUGCGGGUGGCGCUGAAGUUCCCAACAAGAAAUGGCAGGGGAGCUAGUAAAAAAAAUGUGGCACCCCCCCAGCCCUCGGAGAAUUCUGCGACUGAUUCCAAUUCUGAUUCGGAAGAUGAAAGUGGCAUGAACUUUCUGGAGAGAAGGGCAUUAAACAUAAAGCAAAACAAAGCCAUGCUUGCAAAGCUCAUGGCUGAAUUAGAAGGUGUGCCCGGCCCCUUCCCUGGAAGACGGUCUUUCCCAGAGUCCAGCUCGAAGUCCAAGACACCCCGGAGACGCACAUUCCCCAACGUGGCAUCCAGGAGAAACCCAGAACGCAGAGCCCGUCCUCUGACCAGGUCACGGUCACGGACCCUUGGGUCCCUGAGCGCCUUGCCCAUGGAGGAGGAAGAGGAAGAAGAGGAGGAUAAGUACAUGUUGGUGAGGCAGAGGAAGCCCGUGGAUGGCUACAUGAAUGACGAUGACAUGCCAAGAAGUCGCCGGCCGGGAUCCAUGACCCUCCCGCACAUCAUCCGCCCGGUAGAAGACAUUACAGAGGAAGAGUUGGAGAACAUCUGCAGCAACUCUCGGGAGAAGAUAUACAACCGUUCCCUGGGAUCUACUUGUCAUCAGUGCCGCCAGAAAACCAUUGACACCAAAACCAACUGUAGAAACCCAGAAUGCUGGGGCGUCAGAGGCCAGUUCUGCGGCCCCUGCCUUCGAAACCGUUACGGGGAAGAGGUCAAGGAUGCUCUGCUGGACCCGAAUUGGCACUGCCCGCCAUGCAGGGGCAUUUGCAACUGCAGUUUCUGCCGGCAGCGAGAUGGGCGGUGUGCGACAGGGGUCCUGGUGUACUUGGCCAAAUUCCACGGCUUUGGAAAUGUGCAUGCUUAUCUGAAAAGUCUGAAACAGGAAUUUGAAAUGCAAGCAUAAUGCCUGAAAGAGUCCUGGAAACUCAGAGCGAGUUCCUCUCCUGUGAUGCACGUGCGUUCUGGAAAUGUCCAGGAAGGAGUUUGGCCUGUUCCACUUUGCCUUGCAGCCUCUGCCUCCCCUACCCUCCACCCAACCACUGACCCCUCUUUCUGAGGUCCUCUCCCACUAUGUAGUUUUGAUUGACAGUUGAAAGUGUGUUUGACUUAACUGCGGUUCACAUCUAUCCAUAAAACCCAAGCACUUAGAAGAAACACAGUAGUCAUGCUAACUGGAUCUCUUGAGUUCCAGGGAGCAUCCCCUUCUGGGGUUACACAGGCACAGCUGACAUGUCUGAUAGACCCAUGGCUCCAGUGUCCCAAUGCCAAGUGGAAGGAUCAGUUCAUUUGUUCCCUGUUUGCUUGUGCUGAAUUCCAGCAUCCCAAGGUUAGCUGGUGCCCAGGGCUUCACUGCAAUCAGAAGGCUUGUGGGAAGUGAUGCACUGUACUUCAAAUUGUUGAAGAACCACCUGGCCACCUUACAAUAGUGAAACUUCAGGAGCAGUCAACUUGAAUUGUUGGUAUAAAACUUCAGGAUGAUUGUAGUUGGCAAGGUUCCUUUGAGUUCAUUUACAAGGUCUUUCAAAUCAGUGUGCCGCCUGUUGUGUAUGGAAACUUGAUGGUAAUAAGCAGUAGCCUUUGGGUCCUAACAGUUUGAAAGGCAUCCUGAGGGAAGCAUGCGGUCCAGGCAUAGGUUGCAAGCACUUUUUUUCUGACAGUGAGAAGUGCCUUUUAUGAAGAUGGUUGGUUUUCUGGCAUCCCCUUCGGUUAAUUUUCUGAGCAGGCCUCAUUUUUCCUCGCCUUCCUGCUCUGGCCAUUCGGCAGUGGUGAGCUCUGAGUCUGCAGCUUCCUGUGCCCCAUCAGUGUUGGAUUCAUAAUUGGACCUUGAAUCAGUGUAAAUACGGUUUGUGAUCUCUGACGGUUUUAUACAAAGGUUUUUAUUUUAAUA
This is a messenger RNA of Ochotona curzoniae (black-lipped pika), 2426 nucleotides long. It is a transcript of the gene CDCA7, whose product is annotated as cell division cycle associated 7. The coding region runs from base 90 to 1442 and encodes 450 amino acids. The transcript is spliced from 10 exons. The record is from RefSeq and is a predicted model, not a curated record. NCBI's taxonomy places the organism in Eukaryota, Metazoa, Chordata, Mammalia, Lagomorpha, Ochotonidae. Gene Ontology annotation, cellular component: nucleus. Gene Ontology annotation, biological process: regulation of DNA-templated transcription.